AUGUCGCUUAACGGCCUCGACGAACCCCAGGUCACAGAGGCCUUCCAGACCGCCGCAGCCGAACCUGGAGGCUGGUUUCUCCUCAAAUAUACUAGCCGCGACGAAGUCCAACUCCUCAGCACUGGCGCUGGUGGUAUUGCCGAGCUCCGUACUAGCAUCGAAGAAUACGACGAGGACAGCCCAUUGUACGGAUACAUCAAGUACAGACGUCGAAAUGUCGUUCUUAAAUAUCUCCCUGAAGACUCUUCUCGCCUAAUACAAGCUCGUGUUGCCGUCCAUUUCAAUUUUGUCUGCGAGCGAUUCUCACCAUACGAUACCGUCUUCGAAAUCGACUCUGCCACCGCCCUGACCGACACAAAGCUCUCCGCCGCUUGCUCUCUGCACACCGCCUCGGGCUCGACUGCCUCCUCCACUAGCUCCCGUAAGAAGCGUCUGGUUGAGAUUGCCGAGGAGGACGAGGAUGACCAGCCCGCCUCCAAGCGCAAGUCUGUCACGGCCGAUGCCCUGCCUCCCAAAACACCCGUCGACCCCAACUGGAACCGUAAUCCUGUCACUCUGAACGCCGAUCUGGCUUCGUCACCCGAGCAAAGCAAAUUCUCCGCCCAAGAUACCGCCGAACCCCCCACCUUUGUUGGUGCUGAUGAGCGUCCCUCCACCUCAGAUUCUCAUGACCGCAGCUUAUCUAGCUCCUCAUCCUACCCCUAUGGCAAGCCCAAGGUGAAGCUGGGUCCCCGGCCCUCUCUCGACGUCAACAUCCGUCCCCAAACUGCCGGCAACUUUAGACCAGUGUCUGCCAUUCCUGCCGGGUACAAGCUUUUUGGCAAGGGUGGCAAGAGAAACAAGAGCCGCGAAAGCAACAAUCUCGUCUCUCCACAGGAAGAAAUUGCGGCCCUGGAUUUUGGUGUCGCUCCUGAGGUCGAUGACGCGACUAAAGAAAACACUGAUCCGACAUUAGCCCCGUCCAGCUCACAGACCACCCUCAAGCCAGCCAAGAAGAUUUCGCCUGAAAAGGCACGGCUCAAGAAAGCUAUGCAGCUCCGCGAGAAGAAGCGACUUGCUGCUCAAAAGGUCGCCCAGGAAGGCGACGAUGCUGCUACCCCUACCGACACUAUUGAAGCUGAAACGGAAGAGGAAACGGUUGAAGAUGCGCCACUUGGCGAUGACGAUUUAUCCCAAGCUGCUGGUGGCCCUUCUCCCGAAGAAACACCUGCGCGCGAAGCAGCUGAUCUCUACGCCGAUGCACAGUCGAACACAUCCCUCGCCGACCAAGCCUCCGAAGCUACAGCCACGGACUCUCAUCCAGCCAGCCCAGCAUUGGAGGACUCGGAAACGGCCGACUCGACAAAAGCUUCAUCCAUCUCUGACGCCACCGAUGAGACCGUACAUGAAAAGGAGGAGGCCGGUGAAACAACGCCGCAGCAGAAGGAGGCCGACGCGCUAGCCCGCGUCGCCGCACUUCCCGACAAGGACCUAACGCAUAUGACAACACAGGAUCACAUUAGGGCCACUGAGGCUGCCCUCUUUGGUUCGCCUGAUGUCGAUACCGACGCCACCGAGGAACCCGUCGCUAUUCCGAUUUCCAAGUUCUCAACCAACAACUCCGGUUCCGCACCCAUCGAAGAGUCUACAGAGCAAUCCGCUGAAGAGCCCAAGGCAGAAGUAAAGGAGGUGGAGAAGCACGCUGGCGAGCUUACAGGUCAGGAUGUCGCUCCUCAGCCAUCUGCUCAGGAUCUGAUCGCUGCCACUCGUGCAGCUGCUGAGACCCCUGCCGCAGAAGUUACGCAGAGCCCUCUCGCUACACUCACGCUCAUCACAUCCGACCCGCCUGCACCCGCCACUUCCAAGGAACAUGCAACCGCUACUACUCAGCACGAGGUUAAGGAAUCCUCCACAGAGGUUAAUGUAGAGGCAAAGAAUACGCCUAGAAUCGAGACGGAGACCGCUGAGCCCGUGAAGGAGAAGCGCAAGGGACUGGUUGAGCCCAUUCGGACGACUGGAAUUGACGAGCAAGCGGAUGCAAGCCGGACACCUACCGCUGCCUCAGUGAUUGCUGAGACCGGCGCCAAUCCAUCCAUCAUCGCAACGCCGGUAACGCCCAUCACGCCCGAUAGUGGCGUUAUGGCCAUGCGUCCAUCUACUGCCACGAAUCCACAGCCCUUUGCUGUUAGGACUGUGUCCAAUCCCGUACGAGGUAAUCUGAUCUCGCCCUCGGAUGCGAGCCAGUCCUCAGUUCGUUCCAUGAGCUCCGGAGCCGCGUAUCUCAACAAGAUCAACCAACAACAGCAGCAGAAUAACGCCAACCUCUCGUCCAAGUCCAAUGUUGGCUCCAGCAUUUCGCAGCGCAUCAAGGCUCUUGAGAUGCUUUCUGCCAACAGCGGCGCCGAGGGUCGCCCCGCUAGUCGUGAACGUCCUCAGUCGACAUUCUUUUCCGUCAAGAAGAGCGAGCCCCUCCGCGCCCCGUCAGUAAUUGAGCGCGCGUCUUCUCUCCGAAUGGCUGCACCCCCUUCUCGUGACGGCUCUGAUUCCUCGCCCGAGACUAGCCGACCCCAACGUGGUCGCUCAGGGUCCAUUUCCAACAGACUUUCCAUGUUCCAGCCCUCCCCUUCUGACUCAUCUCGUGGCGCACCUGAAUCUAUCUCGGUGAUGGCCAAGAUUGUGCGCGACCCUGACCAACAGGCCAACGAGCCUCAUAGGGAUGCAUCUGGCUUCAACCCAUUAGAUCUGAAGCAGUCCCCUCUUUUUGUCAGCCACCAGAAGCCCACUCAAGACUUCAGCACUGCCAGCAUAGACACAGUGACUGACUCGAGCAAGGAUGACGGACGCCGCUCGUCCGUCAGUCUUGUUCGUGGUUUGAGGAAGGACAGACGAACCAUCUCGACGGACCCUGUUCCUGCUACCUCGCCACCGCCUGCGAACGGCUCAUUCUCUCCUCGCAUGUCGUUUAGCAGCCGUCGAUCAACCGGCAAGGAAAGCGAGGAGCCACAGUCUCCCGAUCUAAACGACGCACUCUCGGGCGGCGAAGAGAAGUCGAGUGACAGCAAGCUGUCCCGCGCCACUCGCUUCAUGCGCCGACUUUCCAACCUUUCUGGUACGCGCGCCAAGACAACCCCAUCUCCUACCGUGAAGUCGCCCCUAGCGCCGAAUGAAGACCUCCGCGUUGAGGCAUCCCGCCCCUCCACCACCGGCACCUCGCCUUGGAUCGUCUCUUACUUGGGCGACGUUAAUGUUCAGUUCCCCGAUAAUCUGCUUUGGAAGCGCCGCAAUAUGUGCAUUGACUCGCAGGGAUUCCUUGUGCUCAGUGCGCUGCCUGCGCCUAGCAGCCGCGCCGCCCAAGGCACAAAACGCUACCACCUGAGCGAGUUUCGCCCGCCAUACUGCCCGGACGUCGAGGUCCAGGAACUUCCCAACAGCGUCGUCCUUGACUUUGUUGAGGGAACCAGCCUGCAGCUUGCUUGUGAGGACCGUACCGGCCAGGUCAGCGUCCUCAACGAUCUGACUGAUGCCCACUCCAAGCAUGCCGCGCAGUUUGGUCAAUAG
This is a messenger RNA of Cordyceps fumosorosea ARSEF 2679, 3537 nucleotides long. RefSeq lists its product as hypothetical. The record is from RefSeq and is a predicted model, not a curated record. NCBI's taxonomy places the organism in Eukaryota, Fungi, Ascomycota, Sordariomycetes, Hypocreales, Cordycipitaceae. Bases 1 to 3537 code for a protein of 1178 amino acids. The transcript is spliced from 3 exons.